AUGAAAGUGCUCACCCCCCCUCACCCCGGAACCAGCCCCCUGCUCACCCCGCGGCCCCCUCUCGUGUCAGACUCGGCGGCGCAUGCUUUGAUGGCAGAGGGCGAGCAUGCAACGGGGGGGGGUGGGGGGGGGGGGGGGGGUGGGGGGGGGGGGGGCGUAUGUACACGAGCGAGGAAGGGAGGGGCCCUGUUCACAUCUGGCAUUCAAAUGACACUGUGCAGGCGUUUGGAACUGAAGGCGGUUCCCAAGCAGAGGUCCCCGUACAGAGACUAA
Messenger RNA from Knipowitschia caucasica, 273 nucleotides. NCBI's taxonomy places the organism in Eukaryota, Metazoa, Chordata, Actinopteri, Gobiiformes, Gobiidae. The record is from the annotation of a GenBank genome assembly.